Vigna angularis (adzuki bean) is the source of this 1787-nucleotide messenger RNA. Its product is annotated as cytochrome P450 CYP82D47. NCBI's taxonomy places the organism in Eukaryota, Viridiplantae, Streptophyta, Magnoliopsida, Fabales, Fabaceae. The coding region runs from base 1 to 1584 and encodes 527 amino acids. Gene Ontology annotation, molecular function: monooxygenase activity; iron ion binding; oxidoreductase activity, acting on paired donors, with incorporation or reduction of molecular oxygen. The record is from RefSeq and is a predicted model, not a curated record. The transcript has 2 exons. Gene Ontology annotation, biological process: defense response to other organism.
AUGGAUCCUGCUUCGAAUUUCCAAGCUUCUAUUGCAGGAUUCUUAGUGUUGCUAAUUGCAUACAAAGUGUUUAGGUUCAUCAGAUCUCCUAAACAAAGAAAAGGAACCAAUGUUCCCGAACCUCACGGUGCUUUACCUCUGAUAGGGCACCUCCACCUUCUCAAUGCUAGAAUACCCUAUUUCAGGACCUUCUCAGCCAUGGCUGAGAAAUAUGGUCCAGUCUUCUGUGUCAAACUGGGUUGCCACCCCACCAUAGUGGUGAACAACAGGGAAAUUGCCAAAGAGUGCCUCACCAUAAAUGACAGAGUUUUUGCCUCAAGACCAAACACUUCUGGUGGUCGACUCAUGGGUUACAACAAUGCAAUCUUUGGCAUUUCUCCUUACGGAAAUUACUGGCGUGAGAUCAGAAAAAUGUCUGUUCUCGAGAUUUUGUCAAGCUACAGGCUUGAGAAGCUGAAGCAUGUGAGAGACAGUGAAACACUGUCUCUUGUGAAGGACUUGUACUCAUCAAUGACAGUGUCCUCUGAAAAGCACGCGAAGGACUCAACUGAAGUGGCUAUAAGCAAUCUGUUAGAGCACAUGACCUUCAACAUAAUUGUGAGGAUGAUUGCUGGGAAGAGAUUUGGAGGGGACACUUCCAACGAUGAAGAUAAUGAAGCAUGGAAGCUGAGAAAAGCCAUAAAAGAUGCCACAUAUCUGUUUGGUGUUUUUGUGGUGGCUGAUGCGAUUCCUUCUCUUGGUUGGUUUGAUUUCCAAGGUUACGUGAGUUUCAUGAAAAGAACAGCUCAACAAACAGACCUUAUUCUUGAGAAGUGGCUGCAAGAACAUCUGAGAGAGAGAAUGCGAGAUGGUGAAUGUGAAAGGGACUUCAUGGACGUUAUGAUAUCAACGUUCGAAGAGCAAGAAGAUGUUUGUGGCUAUAAGAAAGAGACUGUUAUCAAAGCAACAGCGAUGAUGCUUAUCCUUACUGCUGGAGGAAGCACAGCCAUGACACUAACAUGGGCACUCUCCUUGCUCGUAAACCAUCCAAAGGUUCUAAAGGCAGCCCUACAAGAGUUGGACACCCACGUAGGAAAAGAAAGAUGGGUCGAAGAAUCUGACAUAAAAAACCUCAAUUAUCUCCAUGCCAUUAUCAAAGAGACCCUUCGUCUGUACCCGCCAGCACCCUUAACAGGAAUCAGGGAGGCGACGGAAGAUUGCUCUUUGGCAGGGUACCAUGUCCCAAAGGGAACACGGUUGCUUGUUAAUCUGUGGAACUUGCAAAGGGACCCAGAAGUAUGGCCUAACCCUAAUGAGUUUCAGCCAGAGAGGUUCCUCACCACUCACAGAGACAUUGAUUUUAUGAGUCAGGACUUUGAGUUGAUUCCAUUUAGCUUUGGAAGAAGGUCGUGCCCUGGCAUGACCUUUGGGCUGCAAGUGACGCACUUGACCUUGGCUUGCUUGCUUCAAGGCUUUCAUAUUUUCACAAAGGAUGGUGGUCACGUUGAUAUGACUGAAGGGUUAGGAGUGGCUUUGCCUAAGGAACAAGAACUUCGACUUAUUCUGCAACCUCGUCUUCCAUUGGAGCUUUAUGAAAGCCUUUGAAUGAUGCAUGUGAAAACUAGAACUAUAUAUGUUUUAAUUAUUCUAAGUUAUUGUUAGCUCCUAAAUAAGAUGUUUACUAGGCCUAUGUGGAGCCCUAAUAUGUCUACCUAGUGUAGGUUUGUGUGUAUUGUUAGUAGUCCUUUUAUUUUGUUUGUAUUUUUCUUUUAAGAAACACAAUAAAUUUUCUUUAUUAUAAUAUAAAA